AUGGCUCAGGCAGCCAAGCAGCUGAAGAAGAUUAAAGAUAUCGAGGCUCAGGCUCUGCAGGAGCAAAAGGAGAAGGAAGAAUCCAACCGCAAGCGCAGGAAUCGCUCCCGGGACCGGAAGAAAAAGGCCGAUGCUGCAACCAGCUUUCUGAGGGCUGCGAGAUCCGGGAACCUGGACAAAGCCUUGGACCACCUGAGGAAUGGGGUAGAUAUUAACACCUGCAAUCAGAACGGGCUGAAUGCCCUGCAUCUGGCCUCCAAGGAAGGCCACGUGAAGAUGGUGGCUGAGCUGCUGCACAAGGAAAUCGUUUUAGAAACGACAACCAAGAAGGGGAACACGGCCCUGCACAUCGCAGCCCUGGCGGGACAGGAGGACGUGGUCCGGGAGCUGGUGAACUAUGGGGCAAACGUCAAUGCGCAGUCGCAGAAAGGCUUCACGCCCCUCUACAUGGCAGCGCAGGAAAAUCACCUGGAAGUCGUCAAAUUCCUGCUGGAAAGCGGCGCCAACCAAAAUGUAGCCACAGAGGAUGGCUUCACGCCACUGGCCGUCGCUCUGCAGCAGGGGCAUGAGAACGUGGUCGCCCACCUCAUCAACUAUGGGACGAAGGGGAAGGUCCGUCUGCCCGCCCUGCACAUCGCUGCUCGCAACGAUGACACCAGAACGGCUGCGGUGCUCCUGCAGAAUGACCCCAAUGCCGACGUCCUCUCCAAGACCGGAUUUACCCCCCUGCACAUCGCGGCUCACUAUGAGAACCUCAACGUGGCCCAGCUCCUGCUGAACCGCGGUGCUAGCGUCAACUUCACCCCACAGAAUGGGAUUACUCCGCUGCAUGUGGCCUCCCGCCGGGGCAACGUCAUCAUGGUGCGGCUGCUGCUGGACCGAGGGGCCCAGAUAGAGACAAGGACCAAGGACGAGCUGACUCCCCUGCACUGUGCAGCCAGGAAUGGACACGUGCGAAUCAUGGAGAUUCUGCUGGACCACGGGGCUCCCAUCCAAGCAAAAACCAAGAACGGCCUGUCGCCCAUUCACAUGGCGGCUCAGGGAGACCACCUGGACUGCGUGCGGCUGCUGCUGCAGUACAACGCUGAGAUCGACGACAUCACGCUGGACCACCUCACGCCGCUGCACGUGGCUGCGCACUGCGGGCACCACCGCGUGGCCAAGAUGCUGCUGGACAAGGGGGCCAAGCCAAAUGCCCGAGCACUGAACGGCUUUACGCCCCUGCACAUCGCCUGCAAGAAGAACCACAUCCGGGUGAUGGAGCUGCUGCUGAAGACCGGUGCCUCCAUCGAUGCUGUCACGGAGUCUGGCCUGACCCCUCUGCACGUGGCCGCUUUCAUGGGGCACCUGUCCAUCGUCAAGAGCUUGCUCCAGCGCGGCGCGUCCCCCAACGUCUCCAAUGUGAAGGUGGAGACACCCCUGCACAUGGCGGCCAGAGCCGGGCACACGGACGUGGCCAAGUACCUGCUGCAGAACAAAGCCAAAGUAAAUGCCAAAGCCAAGGACGACCAGACCCCGUUGCACUGCGCCGCACGCAUUGGCCACACGAGCAUGGUGAAGCUUCUGCUGGACAACAAUGCCAACCCCAACCUGGCCACCACAGCCGGGCACACCCCCCUUCACAUCACUGCCCGGGAGGGGCAUGUGGACACCGCCCUGGCACUGCUGGACAAGGAGGCCUCCCAGGCCUGCAUGACUAAGAAAGGAUUUACCCCUCUCCACGUUGCAGCCAAAUACGGGAAGGUGGACGUGGCCAGGGUGCUGCUGGAGCAUGAUGCCCACCCCAAUGCGGCAGGGAAGAACGGCCUGACCCCGCUGCACGUGGCUGUCCACCACAAUAACCUGGAGAUCGUGAGGCUGCUGCUGCCCAAGGGGAGCUCUCCGCACUGCUCAGCCUGGAACGGCUACACCCCCCUGCACAUUGCGGCCAAGCAGAACCAGCUGGAGGUGGCCAGCAGCCUGCUGCAGUACGGGGCCUCUGCUAAUGCUGAGUCCAUGCAGGGCGUGACGCCUCUGCACCUCGCUGCCCAGGAGGGACACGCAGACAUGGCGGCGCUGCUCAUCUCCAAACAGGCCAAUGGGAACCUGGGCAACAAGAGUGGCCUGACUCCUCUGCACCUGGUAGCCCAAGAGGGGCAUGUGCCAGUCGCGGAUGUUCUGAUCAGACAUGGCGUCACGGUGGAUGCAGCAACCCGGAUGGGCUACACCCCGCUGCACGUGGCCAGCCAUUACGGGAACAUCAAGCUGGUGAAAUUUUUGCUGCAGCACCAGGCAGAUGUCAAUGCAAAGACCAAGCUAGGGUACACCCCUCUGCAUCAGGCCGCGCAGCAGGGUCACACAGAUAUUGUCACGCUGCUGUUGAAGCACAGGGCCUCCCCCAACGAGGUCAGCACGAAUGGCACCACGCCCCUGGCCAUCGCUAAGCGCCUCGGCUACAUCUCUGUCACGGACGUGCUAAAAUUAGUUACAGAAGAAACCAGCAUCCCGUUGGUCAGUGACAAGCACCGCAUGAGCUUCCCUGAGACAGUGGAUGAGAUCCUGGAUGUGUCCGAGGACGAAGGCUCUGCUCAGGUCACUGUCAUGGGGGAGGAGCUGGCUGACCCCAGGCCUGAGAAGCAGGAUUCCAGGGAGCAGGAUGAGGAGAAGGAGAUGGAGUUUGUCCCCAAGCUGGAUCAAGUGGUGGAGUCUCCAGCCAUCCCGCGGAUCCCCUGCGUCACACCUGAGACCAUGGUGGUCAGACGGGAGGAGUCUGAGCAGCCAUCCAAGGAGUUUGAUGAAGACUCCCUAAUCCCCAGCAGCCCCGCGACAGAGACCUCGGACAACAUCAGCCCGGUGGCCAGCCCCGUGCACACAGGGUUCCUGGUGAGCUUCAUGGUGGACGCCCGUGGCGGCUCCAUGAGGGGCAGCCGACACAACGGGCUGCGAGUGAUCAUCCCCCCCCGGACCUGCGCCGCACCCACCCGCAUCACCUGCCGCCUGGUCAAGCCGCAAAAACUGACAACUCCACCGCCCCUGGCUGAGGAGGAGGGUCUGGCCAGUAGGAUCAUCGCGCUGGGGCCCGCUGGAGCCCAGUUCCUGAGCCCUGUGAUUGUGGAGAUCCCACACUUUGCGUCGUACGGGCGGCGGGAUCGGGAGCUGGUGGUCCUGCGCAGCGAGAACGGCUCCGUCUGGAAGGAGCACCGCAGCCGCUACAGCGAGAGCUACCUGGACCAGGUGCUCAACGGCAUGGACGAAGAGCUGGAGAGCCUGGAGGAGUUGGAGAAGAAGAGGAUCUGCCGCAUCAUCAGCACCGAUUUCCCCCUCUACUUCGUGGUUAUGUCCCGUGUCUGCCAGGACUGCGACCUGAUUGGCCCCGAUGGGGGGUGUCUGAAGAGUAUGCUGGUUCCCAUGGUGCAGGCCACCUUCCCGGAGACAGCCGUCACCAAGAGAGUCAAACUGGCUCUGCAGGCGCAGCCCGUGCCGGAUGAGCUGGUGACGAAGCUGCUGGGGAACCAGGCGACCUUCAGUCCCAUCGUCACCGUGGAGCCGCGCCGCAGGAAGUUCCACCGGCCCAUCGGGCUCCGCAUCCCGCUCCCACCCUCCUGGAAGGACAAUCCCCGGGACAGCGGGGAGGGCGACACCACCAGCCUGCGCCUGCUCUGCAGCGUUAUCGGAGGCACAGACCAAGCGCAGUGGGAGGAUAUCACAGGAACCACAAAGCUGGUCUAUGCCAACGAGUGUGCCAACUUCACCACCAACGUGUCCGCCAGGUUCUGGCUGGCGGAUUGCCCACGCACGGCUGAAGCCGUCCAUUUUGCCACCAUGCUGUACAAGGAGCUGACGGCCGUGCCCUACAUGGCCAAGUUCGUGGUGUUUGCCAAGAUGAACAAUGCACGGGAGGGGCGACUGCGCUGCUACUGCAUGACUGAUGACAAGGUGGACAAGACGCUGGAGCAGCACGAGAACUUCCAUGAAGUGGCCCGCAGCAGGGACAUUGAGGUGCUGGAGGGGAUGCCUCUGCAUGUUGAGCUCUCGGGGAACCUGGUGCCUGUCAAGAAGGCCACGCAGCAGCGCAGCUUCUACUUCCAGUCCUUCCAGGAGAACCGGCUGGCCAUCCCCGUCAAGGUGCGGGACAGCAGCCGGGAGGCAGGUGGCUCACUCUCCUUCCUGCGCAAGGCCAUGAAGUACGAAGACUUGCAGCAUGUCCUGUGCCACCUGAACAUCACCAUGCCACCAUGCACCAAGGGGACUGGCAGCGAGGAGCGAAGGAGGACUCUGACACCGUUGGCUCUGCGAGAGAGAUACAGCAUCCUCAGUGAGAGCACUCUGGGCUCUCUAAGCGGCACGGAGAAGGCUGAUGUGAAGAUGGCUGUUAUCUCGGAGCAACUGGGCCUCAGCUGGGCUGAGCUGGCCCGGGAGCUGCAGUUUGGGGUGGACGAUAUCAACAGGAUCCGGGUGGAGAACCCCAACUCCCUGCUGGAGCAGAGCGUGGCCCUGCUCAACCUGUGGGUCAGCCGUGAGGGCAAGAAUGCCAAGAUGGAGAAUCUGUACACGGCCCUGAGGAGCAUCGACCGCAGCGAGAUUGUCAACAUGCUGGAGGGCUCGGGCCGGCAGAGCCGCAGCCUGAAGGGCGACCGGCAUUACACUGACAAGGAUUAUUCCCUCUCGCCCUCCCAGAUUAAUGGUGAGUCCCUGGCACUCGGCUGUGAACCCACUGGGGACCCCAUGCUCCUGCGGGUUACCCUUCGCUGCAGGAUGAGCUCCUCUCCCCUGCCUCCCUGCAGUACACACUGCCGUCCCCGCUGCGUGCAGACCAGUACUGGAACGAGGUGGCCAUCCUGGACGCCAUCCCCAUGGCCCCCACUGAGCAGGACGCCCUGCUGGAGCUGUCCGACAUGCAGGUGUGGUCCUCAGGGCUCACCCCCUCGCUGGUAACUGCCGAAGACUCCUCCCUGGAGUGCAGCAAGGCCGAGGACUCGGACGCUGUGAGUGAAGGACGCUUCCCGGGGCAGCUGCUGGA
Molecule: messenger RNA, 4999 nt
Organism: Malaclemys terrapin pileata
Lineage: Eukaryota; Metazoa; Chordata; Testudines; Emydidae
Gene: ANK1
Product: ankyrin 1
Exons: 39
Coding region: 1-4914 (1637 amino acids)
Biological process (GO): signal transduction
Molecular function (GO): protein binding
Source: RefSeq, a predicted model, not a curated record